CGUGCUGUAAGGCGUAUUGUUUUUUUAUUGCGCUGCUAAGCAGUUCAAUUGUUGACAAAUAAUAAAAUUAAUCAAAAAUGGGAAAUCACAAGGUACUUCGGACCGCUGGAUCCAAUUUGCGGUACUCUAUGUAUGAGUUCAUUGAUGCCGUGCACAAGCGAACGAUUAUCUGGGAGCGACGACACGCAAACUUCCAUAAUCGAGAACUGCGGGAUCAGGCCUGGCAGCAAAUUGGCCAAGAACUUUGCAAGAACUUUUCAUCAGCCAGUGAUGCCGAAAAGAACGAAAUUGUGAAAACCUUAAUGAAGCGCUGGAAGAACACGCGCGACAGCUAUUUGCGGGUGUACCGUAUGCGACAAAGUGGCAAAGAUGUGGUGGUGCGGGCAUCCUACAUAUACGAGCAAGAGCUCAGCUUUCUGCUGGAUGUCAAGACUGAGACCGAAGACGAUGAGGAGCCCCUAAAGGAGGAAACCAAAUUGUCGCUCAAACGGAAGCGCCUUUGCACCCAAAGAACGGCAAGGAAGCGGCGAAGCUCAGAGGAGGAAACGAUAACCGAGCCGCUGACCGCCUCCAACGUUUCUUCAUUGCCAAAUAAUCUGCAUUCCUUGCUGGGUGAUCUGGAUAACUCAACGCAUCCAGAUUCUAUUGCUUCCUCCGCCAAACGACCAGCAACUCCGUUCACAGCAGACUCCGCCAGUUGGACAAAUGCCUCGGCGCCACCUUCAACCACGGAUGCCGAUCAGGCGUUCUUUGAUAGCAUUAAGCCGCAUAUGCAAAGAAUGAAAGCCGAUCAAAAGCUCGACUUUCAAAUAGAAGUACUAAAAAUUCUUCGCAAUUUUAAGCCAAAUUAAAACGAAAGCUAUAAGAAAAUAUGUUUUUAUUUAUUUGUUUUAAAUUAGGUCUACCACUUAGCAGUGGCAUUACAGCACUUGCUGUGCAGAACAGGAACCGUAAUCGUUAUCGGUUAUCGAGUAAAUGAAUAUCGCGCGAAAUUUGAACUACUGUAAGCAUUACUUGGAUGACCCUGUAUGACUGCUUAAUGAGCUGAAUAAAGUAUAUAUUAG
Messenger RNA from Drosophila guanche, 1064 nucleotides. RefSeq lists its product as uncharacterized. Gene Ontology annotation, cellular component: nucleus; transcription regulator complex. Gene Ontology annotation, biological process: regulation of transcription by RNA polymerase II. Bases 78 to 851 code for a protein of 257 amino acids. The transcript is spliced from 2 exons. Gene Ontology annotation, molecular function: DNA binding. Lineage: Eukaryota; Metazoa; Arthropoda; Insecta; Diptera; Drosophilidae. The record is from RefSeq and is a predicted model, not a curated record.